Boeremia exigua is the source of this 1779-nucleotide messenger RNA. Its product is annotated as hemolysin-III related-domain-containing protein. Gene Ontology annotation, cellular component: membrane. Lineage: Eukaryota; Fungi; Ascomycota; Dothideomycetes; Pleosporales; Didymellaceae. The record is from RefSeq and is a predicted model, not a curated record. The transcript is spliced from 2 exons. Bases 147 to 1655 code for a protein of 502 amino acids. Gene Ontology annotation, molecular function: signaling receptor activity.
CCUCUUUGCGCGCACAUGCAAAGGUCAGCCAGACGUAUCGUCACGCACACAGUCCGCAGACCUUCCUGAUCUGGAACCGUUUUCGAUUGGCCCCUCAGUCUCGCCUCUCAACGCCCCGCGCGCCGUAUAUCAAUCCACUGCCCACCAUGCCGCGCUCUUUGUCCUCCACAGGCGUAAGCACCGCCGUCAUGACUUCGCAAGAGGAGCCCGUCCAGCGCUUGCGCCGUCCGGCCUACGGCACUUUCCAGGACCAGCACCACCGACGCCACUCGUGGCACACCAGGCCCUGCGUCCAGGAAGCCGAGAACUUCCACUUGAUGCUGCGCCACUUCCUUGCCGACCUCAAUUGCAGACUGGACUUUCUUGAAGACUAUGGCCACCUCAAAUACGACGCAGGCGUCGAAUACACAUACACAACCCUCCUUACCGUGCGCGAAGCAUGCUCGAAAAUUUCCGACGGCGCUCUCGAAGCCGGACGCCGCCAAGCAUCCGUCUUCGUGGAGACUCUCGAGGAGCGAUACAAAGAAGCGCUGGAGUCGCAAGAGACGCUGGGCGAGAAGGUCAUGGAAGGCAUACAGCUCAUGGACUCGUAUCUGACCGAGUUUGAGACCCGCGCAUACGCCUUGAAGGACGCCACGAUUGGAUCAUACGCUCACGACAUGUACGAGAGUGGGCGAAGGAGGAUGGACGAAGGUAUCGAAGCUGCCAAGGGCGUGGUCGACAGCGGUCUUGACAAGGCUCGUCGCGCCCGCGAGACUGUCGAGGUUACGAUUGAGCAAAGUGUACAACGUGCGUUAGCUCGUGCAAAGGAACACGGCCUGAUCCGCUACAACGACCUGCCGGAGCCCUGGAAGAUCAAUCCCCACAUCAUCAAGGGGUAUCGCUUCUCAGAGGGCAAGUGGGCCUGCGUUCGCUCUGUGUUCGGCUUCCACAACGAGCUCGUUAAUAUUUGGUCUCACCUUCUGGGCUUCAUCAUGGUUCUUGCACUGGCUUUCUACUUCUACCCGUCCAGCGUCAAUUGGAGCCAGUCAAGCAAAGCCGACAUCUUCAUUGCCGGCGUCUUCUUCUUCGCCGCAUGCAAGUGUCUGGCCUGCUCCACCAUCUGGCACACCAUGAGCAGUAUCUCCGAGCAGACCCUGCUCGAGCGCUUCGCCUGCGUUGACUACACCGGCAUCUCGCUCCUAGUGGCUGCCUCCAUUCUCACCACCGAGUACGCCGCCUUCUACUGCGAGCCCAUCUCGCGCUGGUCCUACAUGGUCCUCACCGCCGGCCUCGGUGUCGGCGGCGUCAUCCUCCCCUGGCAGCCCCGCUUCAACCGCGCCGACAUGGCCUGGCUGCGCGUCGCCUUCUACUGCACGCUCGCGCUGACCGGCUUCAUCCCCUUCUUCCAGCUCUCCUGGACCCGCGGGCCCCAGUGGGCGCUGUACUUCUACGCACCCAUCACCAAGAGCCUGCUUGUGUACAUCACCGGCGCCGUCUUGUACGCCAGCAAGUGCCCCGAGCGCUGGUGCCCGGGCGUCUUUGAUUACAUCGGCUGCAGCCACAACAUCUGGCACAUGGCUGUGCUGGGCGGCAUCUUCUUCCAUUACAAGGCUAUGCAGGCCAUGUUUACGUCUGCGUUGACGAGAGCGCAGGUUGGCUGCUCGGUUUAUUAGAGUUCUAUACUUUCUUUGAGUCACGUUUGUGGUUGGUUUGCUGCAUUUAGCGAAGCAUUUGGAGCGGAUGCAUAUAGAGAUGCUGGUUAGAAGUCCUUGGAGAUUUAGAUUUGCGUAUAUGCUU